Chara braunii is the source of this 1292-nucleotide messenger RNA. The record is from the annotation of a GenBank genome assembly. NCBI's taxonomy places the organism in Eukaryota, Viridiplantae, Streptophyta, Charophyceae, Charales, Characeae.
GUGGGAUUACAAGGGGUUCAGUGAAACUGUGUGAGUGACGCAGCCAAUGGGGGGAGAGAUGGAUUUGGAAGGGGAGCUACAAUAUCCAGCAGAAGAAUGGAUUACCACACUAGAGGAGGGAUGCAAGCAGAUGCAAACGAUAGUGGGGUUGCUUAUGCAGCGACAGCAAGAAGGGGGGGAGAUCGAUGGGGGAGCGAUCUCGAUGGACCAGUGGUUGGAAGAUAGGAUUCAAGAGUUGUUAGACAUCUUGUGGGAGCUGGAGGAGGGGCUGUAUCCCCAGCUCGAUGUCUACAUCGACUCGAGGCGGGCGGAUGACAGGUUGGCUGCUUGCAGGACCCUCUUCACAUUGGGGCGAGAUCUACGCAAUCAGUUGGAGUAUCGGUAUGGAUUGCUGGCAAGUGAAGAUGAUUGCGGCGAAAACACAAAUAACAGCAACAACAUUAGCUACAGCGACAUCAAGGAUGGGGAUGGUGUCAACAACAACAAUGAUGGGGGGGGGCGAUGUCCAAGGCUGCACCAAGAUGGGAGUGAUACUGUAGCGGUGUUAUGCGAUGUUUUGGGAGGGGCAGAAUCUGUACGGUGCGAUCAUGGCGCAGGCUUUUAUGAUGACAUCGCCUGCAACAACGACACCGGCGACCGUUUCGUUGACUAUACAUACAUCUGCGGCGGUGACGCCGACAACAACGACACCAACAACAAUGACAACAACGCCGGCACACGCGAUACCAAGGAUACAAGCUACAUCAGCAAAGGUGUCGACAGGGGCAGUGGCGGCGAUGGUGACAACAAAGACUUCGAUAACAACCACAACAACGAUGACACAUGUGAAACACGCGACAAUAACGACAACAACGACAAUACUUAUGCCAAUGGUGUCAGCGGUGGCAGCAGAGGUGAUGAUGACAACAAUGACACCGACAACAUCAACAAUGAUGAUGACAUAUAAAACAGUAAUGACAACAACGACGAUACUUCUUCGAUUCCCCCCCCUAGUGGCAGGGGGUUUUCCUUUGCAUUUCCAGUCUUUUGUUGGCCUUCGGAUAGGGGUGGGUUAGCUGUUGACUAAUGGUAUAAGGGGAUUGCUGGCCUGUGGUUCCUGAGUAUGAUUGCCAUGCAUUAGAGAGGCUAGCUAGAUAGGUUUGUGGUUGAUGGUUAAGGACGACAUAAGACUGUGGGCUGUUGCCCCCUACACUAAAAAUGAAUUGAGAUGUGAUUUGCGACAUAUUAGGAUUAACAUUGCAGCAGGUUAAUCCUCCUCUGGUAUGGGGGAGCAAUCAAAGCCUCUGCACAGA